Messenger RNA from Puccinia graminis f. sp. tritici CRL 75-36-700-3, 1643 nucleotides. RefSeq lists its product as uncharacterized. Bases 97 to 1500 code for a protein of 467 amino acids. Gene Ontology annotation, cellular component: COP9 signalosome; cytosol. NCBI's taxonomy places the organism in Eukaryota, Fungi, Basidiomycota, Pucciniomycetes, Pucciniales, Pucciniaceae. The record is from RefSeq and is a predicted model, not a curated record. The transcript is spliced from 4 exons. Gene Ontology annotation, molecular function: protein binding.
GGGGGUAUAAGGGUAUCCCCGGUCAUCAGAGUCAACCAACAAACGCGUCCAAAGUUAUUGGCAAGGCAAUCGCUUGGAUUGACGAUAUCUUAAACGAUGGAUGCGAGGACGAGGAUGAAUAACCAGUUCAACGAAAUCAACCAAUUACCACAACAGGCGAAGCUGAAGGCAUACUCAGACUUACUCAGGAGCUUAUUUGGACAAGCGCGGACGGAGGAGAGCAUCAGCUCGAUCACCCAAUUCGUCUCCAACAUCGUCCAAGACCUGAUUGGCCUCCUGAUCUCCAAGACGGUGCUCUCCGAACUCGUGAGCUUGGUAGACAGCGAACUCAAGGCGAAAGAUCAGAGCGACUUCAAACGCCAGUUACUCGAGUCCGUCUUGGCCCAACCUGAUCUCUGUGGAAGGACAGUAAGAUUCGAGGAGCAGAUCUCAAGCUUGAGGGAGUCUUUGGCAACCCUACUGGAAGAACAGGAGGAUUGGAGCGAGGCGGCCAAGGCUUUACAAGGCAUACCACUCGAUGGAACGCACCGGACCGUGUCUGAUGGAUAUAGGCUGAAUACAUACAUACGGAUUGUCAGACUACUCUUGGAAGACGAUAAUGCGACCAACGCUGAAAGUUACUUGAACCGAGCCAGUUUAUUGAUUCCUGAAUCUAAAGAUGAAGCGACCAUUCUAGCAUUCAAACUCUCACAAGCCAGGAUCUUAGAUUCCAAGAGGAAGUUUGAAGAAGCGAGCAAGAAGUACCACGAGAUCAGUUUCACGGCCAACUUAGACGAAGAAGAGCGAGAGAGCUGUUUAUCGGCCGCAGUGGUCUGUGGAGUCUUGGCCCCAGCAGGACCGAAUCGGACUCGGCUUUUGACGAACUUGUUCCGAGAUGAAAGGAGCGUGAACCUGCUGGAUUACAAGAUCUUGUCGAAGAUGGUCUUGGGACAGAUCAUCCGAGACCAUGAGAUGGUCGAGUUCGAGAAGCGGUUGAAAGCUCAUCAAUUAGCUAAAUUGCCCAAGAUGCUGGAAGUUUCGGAUGAUGAGGAAGAGGAUUCAGCAACAAAGAUGAUGAUCACAACAGAAAGAAGGCGGUUGAAGAAAGGUCCAGAGAACGUGUUCGAUCGGGCGGUCAUGCAACAUAACUUGUUAUCAGUCUCGAGGAUCUACAAUCGGAUCAGCUUUAAAGGCUUGGGCAAUCUAGUCGGGCUGACCUCGACGGCCGUCGAGAUCAUGGCCCGGACGAUGAUCCAGGAGAACCGACUGAAGGCCUCGAUCGACCAGGUCGACAAGUUGAUCACCUUCAAGAAUCUCAGCGACGCCUCGGAGGAUGAUGUCGUCGUCAGUAACGUCGCCGCCGCUGCUAUUAGUAACGAGAACAAUUCUGCUCUUAACUCGUCCGAAAAAGAUCAGUUGAUCGCGAUCGCUCCUUCCCUGUUCGUAUGGGAUGAAUCCAUCAAAAAAACUUUACAAAAAGUCGAAACUAUUUAUCAACACAUCAUCGAUCUAAAAACCUAAUCACUAUUGAAUUUCUUUCAAACGAUCCAUAAACUAAAAAAAAAAAAACAAUUCAUAACUAAUAAUCACAUGAUAGCUUGGUGUUUGUGAUUUUGUUGAGGCUGGCACGUGCUUGAAGCCCACACGUUCGUUCCCCAACAAUA